This is a messenger RNA of Plectropomus leopardus (leopard coralgrouper), 456 nucleotides long. RefSeq names its product relaxin 3b (gene rln3b). Gene Ontology annotation, molecular function: G protein-coupled receptor binding; hormone activity. Gene Ontology annotation, cellular component: extracellular region. NCBI's taxonomy places the organism in Eukaryota, Metazoa, Chordata, Actinopteri, Perciformes, Serranidae. The record is from RefSeq and is a predicted model, not a curated record.
AUGUGGAAAGCAGCACUCUUGACCCUUGGCUUGUUGGUCGUACUGGUAGAGCGGGUGCAGUGCAGUGACGGCCAUCCCUCUUUCUACGGGGUGAAACUGUGUGGAAGAGAGUUCAUACGAGCCGUCAUCUUUACCUGCGGAGGUUCUCGCUGGAGGAGAAGUAUAGGAGACUCAGCUCUUAUUGGAGAAGAGGCCUUUGACCCAUGGGACACAAAGCCCAUCCCUCAACUUACCGGCGAGCAGGAUCCUGCAGACGCCCCAGCAUGGAGGGAUCAGACACUGAAUGGGCCAUCGUUGGCGGCUGGAUUCAGCCGCUCAGCUCGCUCACCAAUCUUGGAAGAUGUGUUGGAGGCUCUGCGGAGUGCAGACAGGAAAGGACGGGAUGUAGUGGUCGGGCUCUCCAAUGCCUGCUGCAAGUGGGGCUGUAGCAAAAGUGAAAUCAGCUCCCUGUGCUGA